AGAAAUUUUGUUUUAUCCUCGUAAUCUUCCCAUGCGACGUCAUUCCUCCCCAGGUCCCCGCCUGCUUACCAUUCCCAAGGGCCACCGUUCCCUCUCGUACGUUUCUAGUUCCCAAAAGACCCGUCGAGACAGUCUUGAUCACAAGGACGUACCUAAAAGGUUCAACCUUCGAUCGACCGAUACUUUUGUAGACAGUCAUUUAUCACGUGGCGCUCAUCGCACGACACUGAUGCUAAGGAGUAUACCGUAUUCCUACACCCCGAGGGAGCUCUUGGAUGAACUCGUUCAAAAAAUCGGUUUCCAGGGCGAAUAUGACUUUUUCUACUUACCUGUUAACAGCAAGCUUUCUUGUAAUGUCGGUUACGCGUUUAUGAAUUUCCGCAAUCCUCAAUACUGCGAGCUGUUCAAAGAAGCUUUCUCUCAUCACACUUUCGAGAAAGCUGUCCGCGGUAAAAAAGUCGUCGGUCAGGCAUCAUAUGCUCAUGUACAAGGUCUAGAUGCGAACUUGAAAUACCUCAAGUGCACUCGUGUCGGCAGUCUCCCCGCUAAAAAGUCUGUUGCGGAGUUGUUCGCGCCCAUGGUAUUUGUCGAUGGUCGUGACGAGCCCAUGAGCGUACAAGAAUUCUACAAGCUGCAAGAAGAACUCUUGACCGGCGUUUCUACAACUUCGUCGACUGAACCCGCUGAAGACAUUUUCCUCGAUUUGGACGAAUCAGAGCAGCUGCUCAAAUGCUUACAGGAGUUGGUUGAUUUCUCGCCACCUUCGACUCCUGUAUCCGGCAACCCAUUCGACAUAUGAACAUCUCUAGAUGCUACUAAUUUUUCUACUUUCUCGCGAACUCGUCAAGUAGUGCUUUGUAGAUUCUCGUGAGGAAAAUAUGUUGUACAAUACGAAGUCGACUUGGCUUCAUGGGGUUGCUCAACAAUCCCGGCAUGUGGUA
Perkinsus marinus ATCC 50983 is the source of this 941-nucleotide messenger RNA. RefSeq lists its product as hypothetical. The record is from RefSeq and is a predicted model, not a curated record. NCBI's taxonomy places the organism in Eukaryota, Perkinsozoa, Perkinsida, Perkinsidae. The transcript has 5 exons. The coding region runs from base 32 to 799 and encodes 255 amino acids. Gene Ontology annotation, molecular function: nucleic acid binding.